AGUGGGAUGUAAAUAAGGCAGGCAGAAGCUCCAGAGAGGGUGGAGACAGAGCUUUACGGAAGAAAAAUAUGUGAACCUGGUUGGUACACAUAGCUUCUCCAGACCCACCCAGCCACCCUUUCCUGAGCCCUGUGCUUCGGAUGGCGGCGGGAGGUUGACGGCGAGUGGUGCUGAAGGGACAGCUCCAGCAGUGGCUGAUUUAGGGGAGAAACAAAAUCUGCAGAUGGAAUCGGAGCAGGGCGACUUCACCUUCAAGUGGUGAGCUCUCCUGACCUCCGGCCAGUCUCCGCUCCGUUCAAGGCCAGCCGAUCUGCCCGCUCCCGGUGGGGUCGGGCAGUGCCGGCUGGACCCGCCCCGAGCUCCAUGGUUUGCCCAACCCUGCGCGAUGGUGACUCUGGGCGCGGAGGUUGGCGACUGGCAAAUCCGCAGAUCACAGAAUGAAGGCGGGGAGCGCGGCCGGCGGCCGGCGGGGGCUUUCUCCCCCACCCCAGCGCCCAGCGAAGCGGCUCAACCACCUGAAUCCGGAAAACGCCAACAAGUAGUUUCUCGUCGGAGAAGGGCGGCUCAGCUGGGCGCCAAGACUCAGUCCCGCUGCCCAGAGAACCUCGUCCACUCGGAAACCAAAGCAGAACCACUUUUCUCUCGGUCUCCUUAAGUCAUGUCUGAGUCACAGAGAUGGGCAAGAUCGAGAACAACGAGAGGGUGAUCCUCAAUGUCGGGGGCACCCGGCACGAAACCUACCGCAGCACCCUCAAGACCCUGCCUGGAACACGCCUGGCCCUUCUUGCCUCCUCCGAGCCCCCGGGCGACUGCUUGACCACGGCGGGCGACAAGCUGCAGCCGUCGCCGCCUCCACUGUCGCCGCCGCCGAGAGCGCCCCCGCUGUCCCCCGGGCCAGGCGGCUGCUUCGAGGGCGGCGCGGGCAACUGCAGUUCCCGCGGCGGCAGGGCCAGCGACCACCCAGGGAGCGGCCGCGAGUUCUUCUUCGACCGACACCCGGGCGUCUUCGCCUAUGUGCUCAACUACUACCGCACCGGCAAGCUGCACUGCCCCGCAGACGUGUGCGGGCCGCUCUUCGAGGAGGAGCUGGCCUUCUGGGGCAUCGACGAGACGGACGUGGAGCCCUGCUGCUGGAUGACCUACCGGCAGCACCGCGACGCCGAGGAGGCGCUGGACAUCUUCGAGACCCCCGACCUCAUUGGCGGCGACCCUGGCGACGACGAGGACCUGGCGGCCAAGAGGCUGGGCAUCGAGGACGCGGCGGGGCUCGGGGGCCCCGAUGGCAAAUCUGGCCGCUGGAGAAGGCUGCAGCCCCGCAUGUGGGCCCUCUUCGAAGACCCCUACUCGUCCAGAGCUGCCAGGUUCAUUGCUUUUGCUUCUUUAUUCUUCAUCCUGGUUUCAAUUACAACUUUUUGCCUGGAAACACAUGAAGCUUUCAAUAUUGUUAAAAACAAGACAGAACCAGUCAUCAAUGGCACAAGUGUUGUUCUGCAGUAUGAAAUUGAAACGGAUCCUGCCUUGACGUAUGUAGAAGGAGUGUGUGUGGUGUGGUUUACUUUUGAAUUUUUAGUCCGUAUUGUUUUUUCACCCAAUAAACUUGAAUUCAUCAAAAAUCUCUUGAAUAUCAUUGACUUUGUGGCCAUCCUACCUUUCUACUUAGAGGUGGGACUCAGUGGGCUGUCAUCCAAAGCUGCUAAAGAUGUACUUGGCUUCCUCAGGGUUGUAAGGUUUGUGAGGAUCCUGAGAAUUUUCAAGCUCACCCGCCAUUUUGUAGGUCUGAGGGUGCUUGGACAUACUCUUCGAGCUAGUACUAAUGAAUUUUUGCUGCUGAUAAUUUUCCUGGCUCUAGGAGUUUUGAUAUUUGCUACCAUGAUCUACUAUGCCGAGAGAGUGGGAGCUCAACCUAACGACCCUUCAGCUAGUGAGCACACACAGUUCAAAAACAUUCCCAUUGGGUUCUGGUGGGCUGUAGUGACCAUGACUACCCUGGGUUAUGGGGAUAUGUACCCCCAAACAUGGUCAGGCAUGCUGGUGGGAGCCCUGUGUGCUCUGGCUGGAGUGCUGACAAUAGCCAUGCCAGUGCCUGUCAUUGUCAACAAUUUUGGAAUGUACUACUCCUUGGCAAUGGCAAAGCAGAAACUUCCAAGGAAAAGAAAGAAGCACAUCCCUCCUGCUCCUCAGGCAAGCUCACCUACUUUUUGCAAGACAGAAUUAAAUAUGGCCUGCAAUAGUACACAGAGUGACACGUGUCUGGGCAAAGACAAUCGACUUCUGGAACAUAACAGAUCAGUGUUAUCAGGUGACGACAGUACAGGAAGUGAGCCGCCACUAUCACCCCCAGAAAGGCUCCCCAUCAGACGCUCUAGUACCAGAGACAAAAACAGAAGAGGGGAAACAUGUUUCCUACUGACGACAGGUGAUUACACGUGUGCUUCUGAUGGAGGGAUCAGGAAAGGAAUUAGAAAUGGGCAUUCCAUCCUACAUCACCUGGAUAAUGGCACCAAAUGCCAUUAUUUAAGAAUCAUCUUUUAACCCUAUAAAGCUGGAAGAUUAAAUAUGCUGGAAAAAGAGUUGUCCAUUUAAACUUAAGUAUGCUUUAUUGGCUUAGGAAAUAAAAAAUGAAAAGAGAAAAAGUAGCCUACUUAUUUCUCUUUUUUUUCAAGAACACAUUCUGAAAUUUAAAAAUAUUAGUCAAGCUUAUAUCUUACUUAAGUUGCUUUGCCUAAUUCUUAAAUGAGUUCUAGUAUUCUAUAUGCCAAAAUUACAUUAAUGCUAACUAUAAUCUGGGAAAAAAAUAGAUUUUGAAGUAUUGUAACCAUAAUUUGUGAUGGCUGGUUUAAUCUUUUCAAAAUGGCAACUACAAUGAGCUUCAUUUUUUUAGAGUUAUAAAUUGUCUCAAUAUUAAAUUCUUUGUAAACAAAUUCUUCUUUGAGCUUGAAAGUAGCACUUUUGAUUGCCCUGCAUGGUAUUAUUUGUCUGUCUAUAUUCUGGUUGAUUUCAACUGAUGUCUGUGCAUUUUUUCAUAAAAGGAUAUGAAAAAUCCCGAAGCUUAAACAACAUAGCGGGCUUGGCAGGCAAUGCUCUGAGGCUCUCUCCAGUAACAUCACCCUACAACUCUCCUUGUCCUCUGAGGCGCUCUCGAUCUCCCAUCCCAUCUAUCUUGUAAACCAAACAACCAAACUGCAUCAGUCGGCUAAAUUGUAUUAAUUCAAGUACUGUUUACCCCAUAAUGGAAAUAAUUAAAUGUAGAGUUACUCCAGGCUCCAUUAAUACAGUAUAAAUCUUGCAUGAUACUACAAUUUGAAGUCAGAAAUGCCACUUGGGUAGCUAAUGAAUCUUACCCAGGCUUUAAAGAUUGUCUAAAGUAGUGCUAAGAUUUCUCCUAUUAAUUGCCCUGAUCUCCUUUUGCAAUAAAAUGACAGAUAGUGUCAGAUAUUGACCAGUGCACUAAUAGAUAAACAUAUCUUCAGGGAGAUAUAUUUAAAACAGUGUGCUUCCAAAUGCCAACCACUUCAUUGGAACUUUAUUUCUUGUGACUGUAAAUCAUUCUGAAGAUGUCUGGGAUCCUAUCUUGAUUGCACACAACAUGACUUGUGUCAGCUCAUUUGCAUGGACCAUCUUGUCUCUAUCACCUGAAAGCAAUGUUGCAGAGUUCGGGGACUGUGGAUAGCUCAGGAUAUGUGUACUUGCAUCGAACCAUCCUGCUGAUAUGAAAGCAUUGGUCGACUGUUCUGCAUGUUGAAUUGUGGGGCAGGGAGGGCACUUUUCUCCUUGACAUUUUUUUCUUAUUAUUUGAAAGAAAUAUAUGUUUUAAAUAGUUUAAUUUCUUGUUUGAUUUACUUUUCUUCAAAAAUGCUGUAUUGGAGUUCUGAAUGUCUCUGGUUGUUUGCACACAGAUAACAGCAAAGAGGUUGUCAUUACUGGUUACACGCAAGCCGAGGCCAGAUCUCUUACUUAAUGACUUGGGGAAGGCACAAAACAUGAGAGAAAGGUAACUGCCAGCCAGGCUUGCAUUGUUUAGCCAGAAAUUGCUGCUUGGUUCUAGACUCUUUAAAAAAAAAAAAAAAAAAAAAAAAAAAAAAACAGGGUUUGUCAUCAUUUUCAGAGGCAGAGUGCCAAAUAUCACCCAAAGCUCUUGUGUCUUUUUUUUAACCCCCUUAUUUUAUUUUUAUUCAUUAAUUUUUUGUGCAAACAUCAAAUGUCACUGGUGUUCACAGAAGGCUUUUUUGACUAGGCUUAAAUUCCUGAAUCAAAAGAUUAAUCAGAUUUUCAGGCAGAGUUUAAUCAGGUGCUUUGUCCUGUAUGUUGUUCUUGUCUGUCUGUCUUAGCUCCCUGUCUUUCCUGUAUAUACCAUCUGUCUCCAUGAAGCACAGAAAUGCCUCUGUAAGAUGUUUAUGAUUUUAAUAUUGACUCCUUCUAACCCCGACUCCAUACCUUUUUUUGCUAUUUGGAGCAGCCUCUCUGCUUUGUAUAUAAAUUAAUGAUGCCCUGUAGACUGCCUAAGUUAAUCGGCACUAUGAAUCUUUUUGAUAAGCAGGGUUUAAGCAGCAAUUUCACCAUUGCACUUGGUUGCCUGCUGCAGUGUCAGUUUCUACUACCUAGCAACCAGCAUUCAUUACUACACUCCAACAAAAUCCUUAGGGAGUCAUAUUCAGUCUGAGUGGAAGAAAGUCUAUUUAUGCAUUCCUAUGAAUUCAACAGCAAUAGUGUGUCUCAUGUAUUGAGCAUGUGAGGGAAGAAAAAGGCCGUAAAAUAAAUAGAGGGAUAAAUAAUAUUACUAAGGCAUUUGGGAUCCUUGAGACUGCUGAUUAAUUCCUAUUUCUCAUGUUUAUUUUUUGUUAGGAAGACAAUUGUCACUUUUAUUAUUGGCCACGAAACAUGUAUUACUCUAUAUCCCCAAGUCCUAGAGCAUGACCUGCAUGUUGGAGAUGUACAGCAAUGUAUUUAUCCAGACAUACAUAUAUGACAUUUAGAGAUACAGUGAUUCUUUUGAUAACACCACACAUAGAACAUUAUAAUUACACACAAAUUUAUGGUAAAAGAAUUAAUAUGUUGUCUGGUGCUGCUGUUAUUGACUACAGUGUUGUACAGAAUUUAUCAUGGAUUAUUGACUGCUGAGAAAGGGACAGUGGAAUUUAGCCAUACCAAGGACUAUACUGGAAACAGACUUCUGCUGCUGAAUGUGCCCUGAUGUGACCAGGUUGCACUUGGAAGAGAUCCUCACGUCUUCAUGAGGCACUUAAAGCUUAUAAAAGAACUGUGGCUGGAACUCAUCUGGUGCUCCCCCUGAGAGUGCUCUGCUUGUAGACUGGCCAGUGUCCAUGAAACAACUGUAAAUACCAACAUGUGUGCAUGGGUCAACAGUCUUGGCCAUUUCUCAUCAAAAGAAGCCAAAUUCAUGAUCAACAUCUCUGAAGUUUCAAGUAAGGCCCACACUUCUUUGAAUUACUCUUCACGGGCCCACAUUAGGUUGUGCUGUGAAUUACUUAAGGCAGUGAUACUGAUGUAGUAUAGUUCUGUCUUAAUUUCCCUUAUUUCUACUUUGUUGGUUGAAUCUAUGAAAUUGAUUGUAUCAUUUUCUUAUAAAUUACUGAUGUAAUCAGCUUGUCAAUUAUGUUGUGAAAUUGUUAGUAUUCAUUUAUCAAAAAUGACCUAUGUUUAGUCACAUAUUUGUUUAAUUCUGGGAAAUUGUUAUAGCUUAAAUGAAACUCACCAAUAUUAUUCAUAGUUUAAGUCUUUUAUCAUUAUUACCUCAAUUAUAAAUAUUAUGAAAACAUAAUUCUGGCAAUGAGAAUAUUUUUUUAUUCAAUGAUCAAGAAGCAAUGUCAGUAUAUAGUAGAAUAUCAAUUAAAUUAUAUCCUAAAAUGUAUAUUUUGCAUAAAAGAGAUAUUCUUUAAUCAAUUACUUUUUUGUGAGUUUUGUGGCAAAUGAAGCUUGUACGUGUCUUUAAAACUGUUGUAGACGAAACUGUAUAAGAUUUUUACAUCUUGCUUAAUCAAUAUUUCCAGAGUCUAUUAGUUCCCCUGGGAUUCUGAAUAUAACAUAUAGCCUAUUAUAAACCCCUGUAUCGUGGACCUUUUGUGAACAUUUCAAGGCGCAUGCACAACCUUGAUGAUAACCAGUGCAAAUGUAACUAACUGAAAUGAAGAAUAAAAGGCAAAUGAGCUGGGGAUAAACUUGAAUCUUAUCUGAUUAAAUUACUCAAAUUAU
Messenger RNA from Nomascus leucogenys (northern white-cheeked gibbon), 6210 nucleotides. RefSeq names its product potassium voltage-gated channel subfamily C member 2 (gene KCNC2). NCBI's taxonomy places the organism in Eukaryota, Metazoa, Chordata, Mammalia, Primates, Hylobatidae. Gene Ontology annotation, molecular function: delayed rectifier potassium channel activity; protein binding. Bases 676 to 2532 code for a protein of 618 amino acids. Gene Ontology annotation, biological process: protein homooligomerization; potassium ion transmembrane transport. The transcript is spliced from 5 exons. Gene Ontology annotation, cellular component: dendrite membrane; axon; voltage-gated potassium channel complex. The record is from RefSeq and is a predicted model, not a curated record.